This is a messenger RNA of Grosmannia clavigera kw1407, 1173 nucleotides long. RefSeq names its product tld domain containing protein. The transcript is spliced from 2 exons. Gene Ontology annotation, cellular component: nucleus. The record is from RefSeq and is a predicted model, not a curated record. The coding region runs from base 1 to 1173 and encodes 390 amino acids. NCBI's taxonomy places the organism in Eukaryota, Fungi, Ascomycota, Sordariomycetes, Ophiostomatales, Ophiostomataceae. Gene Ontology annotation, biological process: response to oxidative stress.
AUGAACCACCACGGCGGCCCGACGUCGUCCGACCACCAUUCACACCACGCGCAUCGCUCGCCGGCCGGCUCAGGCACCGUCACGCCUACUUCUCCCUCGCCUGUCUCGCCAUCCUUUCUGCCCAGCUCCUUCUACAGCGCCAUUGGCGGCCUGAUGCGCCGUCUCUCGUCUGAACCCGGCGGCCAGCUGCAGCCAGCUGCUUCGUCCUACCCUCCCUCAUUCUCCCACAGCCGCGACAUGGCCGAAGGCAGCCGCUCUCUCGAUCUCUCUUCGCCUGCAUCGGCCUCCCAUCACAGCCCUCGUUCACCUCUGGGCGCCUACCAGCCCUACUCGCCGCCUUUUGCCCGCACUGCCUCACCCUUGCGGCCGCCUCCGCUCGAACCGCUCAUUCUCUCCGGCUUUCACGACGACACUCCUCCGUCUGCCCGCCUUCUCUCGACCGCCAUCGCCGAGGAGAUCCGCAUCAUGGUGCCCGAGCGUCUGCGCAUCGAGGACGAGUGGAAACUCGUCUACAGCCUCGACCAGGACGGCGCCAGCCUUGCUACCCUCUACGAGAAGUGCUCUGUUCACACUGAACAUCGCAACGGCUUCGUGCUUGUCGUUCAAGAUCAGGACGGUGGCACUUUUGGCGCCUACCUGUCCGAAUACCCUCAUCCGGCGCCGCACUACUUUGGCACCGGCGAAUGCUUUCUCUGGCGCGCCUCGUUCGUCCCCUCUCUGCCGCCGCCAUCAUCAAUGCCCCUGCUCUACUCCGACGCCGGACAAGAGCCCCUCAUCCCAGGCCUCUCCGGCCCCUCUGCAUCGACCGUCCGCGCUGCCGUUCCCAGCUCUGCUGCCUCCCUCGCAUCCACACCCUCGCUGGUGUCCAUCUCUUCUAUCGCCUCCUCAGUCACAUCGGUCGCCCCUCCACACUCGCUCCGUCCAAUGUCAAGCCCCUCUAUCCGCUUCAGCGCUUAUCCCUACAGUGGCGUUAACGAAUACUUCUUGUACUGCGAGACCCACAGCCUCAGCAUUGGCGGCGGCGACGGCAAGUACGGGCUCUGGCUGGACGACGGCCUGGAGAAGGGCGUCAGCUCCACCUGUCUGACCUUUGGCAACCAGCCGCUGAGUGACGAAGGCGACAAGUUUGGCGUCCUCGGCGUCGAGGUCUGGGUUAUUGGAUCAAGGCAGUAG